GACGUGGUGCGGGCGAGCUCGUGGUGGGAGCGCCACGGGGCGGACGGCGCUGUCCUCGCGCUCAGCCUGCUCGCCGUGCUGCCUGGGUUCCUGUGCCUGAGUUCUGAGAACGUCCUGGUCUUUGUCCUGGGCAUCACCAUCCUGGGUGUGAGCCACUCCACGCUCACUGUGAAAGGCAGCCACCUGGCCACUCAUGGUGCUCUCACCGAGUCCAAACGCUGGAGCAAGAUCUGGGCACAUUUCUUUGUGGAGGUGUGCACGGCCUUCCCUGCCGAGGAGGCCAAGUACGGACAUGUCAAAAUGCACCAUGGCUACACCAACGUGCUGGGCCUGGGGGACUCGAGCACAUGGAGGCUGCCUUACCUCAACGCCUAUGUCUACAUGUUCCUCGCUCCUCUCUUGAUCCCCAUCAUCACCCCACUGGUGGCUGUCGAGAGGCUGAGAAAGGCGAAGCUCGGGGCAGCUCUGCGGGCGCUGGGCCUGAUCUCCCUGGGCCUUUAUUCUCACUACUGGCUGCUCCGGAACGUGUCUGGCUUCCAGAGCCCGGGCUCGGCCCUGGUCUGCAUGCUCAGCACCAGAUCCCUGCUGGCCCACCCCUACCUCCAUGUUAACAUCUUCCAGCACAUCGGGCUGCCCAUGUUCUCCCGGGACAAGAAGCCCCGACGGAUUCACAUGAUGAGCCUGGGUGUGCUCAACCUGCCCCGCCUGCCCGUGCUGGACUGGGCGUUCGGCCACUCCAUCAUCAGCUGCCACGUGGAGCACCACCUGUUCCCCAAGCUCUCUGACAACAUGUGCCUCAAGGUGAAGCCCGUGGUAUCCCAGUUCCUCCGGGAGAAGCAGCUGCCUUACAACCAGGACACCUACCUCGCUCGCUUCCGGCUGUUUCUCAGUCGCUACGAGGAGUUCAUGGUGCAGACCCCUCCCAUCACUGAGCUGGUGGGGCUGCAAUGAGGGGUGGGCGGGCACAGUACCCUGCUCCCCUUCCCAGGCCCAACCCUGGCUCUUCCUUUUUUGCUUGCCAUUCCUGGGGCCAGGAGGGCGCAGGCCCUUCCCCAGAGGGCGUGGCUGGGCUACUGGUGGCGGACCUAGAGUGUGGAGGCCCUGGGUGGGCAGGGAGGCAGGGAGCUCGUGCUGGGGGACCUGGGGGGUCACCUGCCCCGCUUGCUUUGCUGAGUUUUGAGGGGUGUUUGGAGGAAAGGAAUAAAGGUGGCUGGGUAUUCUGGCCAACUUCAUCUCAGGACUAAACUGCUGGAUCCCUCCCCACUCCGCCUGAGCCUGGGUAGGACUAAGGGAGGGUGACCGGGUGAGGAGAGGCCU
Miniopterus natalensis is the source of this 1317-nucleotide messenger RNA. RefSeq names its product fatty acid desaturase 6 (gene FADS6). Gene Ontology annotation, cellular component: membrane. NCBI's taxonomy places the organism in Eukaryota, Metazoa, Chordata, Mammalia, Chiroptera, Miniopteridae. Gene Ontology annotation, biological process: lipid metabolic process. The record is from RefSeq and is a predicted model, not a curated record. Gene Ontology annotation, molecular function: oxidoreductase activity, acting on paired donors, with oxidation of a pair of donors resulting in the reduction of molecular oxygen to two molecules of water.